GUAGCUCCUGUUGAUCCAGCAACUUCACCACCUUGCCAGGUAGCCCCUGUUGAUCCAGCAACUUCACCACCUUGCCAGGUAGCCCCUGUUGAUCCGGCAACUUCACCUCUUCAGGUAGCCCCUGUUGAUCCAGCAACUUCACAACUCCAGGUAGCCCCUGUUGAUCCAGCAACUUCACCACUUCAGGUAGCCCCUGGUGAUCCGGCAACUUUACCACUCCAGGUAGCCCCAGUUGAUCCAGCAACUUCACAACUUCAGGUAGCCCCUAUUGAUCUGGCAACUUCACCACUUCAGGUAGCCCUUGUUGAUCUGGCAACUUCCCCACUUCAGGUAGCCCCUGUUGAUCCAGCAACUUCACAACUUCCGGUAGCCCCUGUUGAUCAAGCAACUUUACCACUUCAGGUAGCCCCUGUUAAUCUGGCAACUUCACCACUCCAGGUAGCCCCUGUUGAUCCAGCAACUUCUCAACUUCAGGUAGCCCCUUUCGAUCCAGCAACUUUACCACUCCAGGUAGCCCCUGUUGAUCUGGCAACUUCACCACUUCAGGUAGCUCCUGUUGAUCUGGCAACUUCAUCACCUUGCCAGGUAGCUCCUGUUGAUCCGGCAACUUCACCACUUCAGGUAGCCCCUGUUGAUCCAGCAACUUCACCACUUCAGGUAGCUCCUGUUGAUCUGGCAAAUUCACCACCUUGCCAGGUAGCUCCUGUUGAUCCGGCAACUUCACCUCUUCAGGUAGCCCCUGUUGAUCCGGCAACUUCACCACUUCAGGUAGCUCCUGUUGAUCCAGCAACUUCACCACCUUGCAAGGUAGCCCCUGUUGAUCCAGCAACUUCACCACCUUGCCAGGAACUUGAAGAGAAGAGAAAUAAACGAUUACGAGAUGCCCAAAUGAUAGGACAAGUUGUUGAACAAAAUGAUGACACUGAAGUGAUUAACAUCAGUUGCAAGAAAGUAACGUUUAGUUGGCAAAGAGGAUUCAAAAUUGGUGAAGGGCAAUGUGGCACUACUGUGUAUUCUUGUAUCAAUAUGGACACAGGGGAAACUUUAGCAAUGAAAGCUAUGAGGUAUGUCCGAAAUGAACACAGUAUUAUAAAGGAUAUUGCAGAUGAAAUAAAAACUUUUGAAGGAAUACAACAUCAUAAUUUAGUCAGAUAUUAUGGGGUUGAACUCCACCGUGAUGAGUUGUUGAUAUUCAUGGAAUAUUGCGAUGAAGGAACAUUAGCAGAAGCUGCUAAGCAAGAUCUUCCAGAGCAUUUGAUAAGAAGAUAUUCAUAUGAAAUAACACAAGCUAUAAAUAAACUACAUGAACAUGGCAUUGUACACAGAGAUAUCAAAGGUGCUAACAUAUUUCUGUGCUCUGAUGGUCAUGUCAAGCUUGGUGAUUUUGGAUGUUCUACAAAACUUAAAAAACCUUCAACUAUGUUGGGUGAAAUAAAUACUUUCAUGGGCACAGCAGCAUACAUGGCGCCAGAAGUUAUUACGCAAACUGGAAAGGGAGGAUAUGGUAGAGCAGCUGACAUAUGGAGUUUAGGAUGUGUUGUAAUUGAAAUGUCUACAGGAAAG
Messenger RNA from Saccoglossus kowalevskii, 1563 nucleotides. Its product is annotated as calphotin-like. Lineage: Eukaryota; Metazoa; Hemichordata; Enteropneusta; Harrimaniidae. The record is from RefSeq and is a predicted model, not a curated record.